Molecule: messenger RNA, 744 nt
Organism: Desarmillaria tabescens
Lineage: Eukaryota; Fungi; Basidiomycota; Agaricomycetes; Agaricales; Physalacriaceae
Exons: 5
Coding region: 1-744 (247 amino acids)
Source: RefSeq, a predicted model, not a curated record
AUGGAAGCAGCUGCAACACAGUUGUCUGACUCUUGGUUCAACGCAGUUAUUAUCGAGUCCUUAGCACAUGGGAUAUAUACGGCAUUGCUUGCAGUUGUACUGUUCCGGAUCGUUUUGAUCAGGGUUCCCCGUAGGAGGCAGGCAAAGGUCCUUGCUGGAAUUUCCGUCUUCAUGUAUAUUAUGGCAACAGUUCACAUCGCUGUAAGAUGGUAUUAUGCUAGACGGGCAUUCAUCACAAAGGGGCAGACGGAGGAAACCAGGUUCUUCGCACUCAUAGACUCACUUAUUGCCGGUGGUCCGUUAUGGGUACCGACGAUUACUAGCAUCGUCGCGAGUACGAAUAUAUUAAUGGCAGAUUGUGUGAUCAUUUGGCGGUGCUGGGUCAUAUGGGGACGGAAUUGGAGGAUCAUCGUCCUUCCUUCCAUAUGCACACUUUGUGGAACACUCUUCGAUGUUUUCUUCCUGAUUCAAGAGUUGACACCCUUUACCGGUUCGCAAGGCGCUUCUUCAACUCCGUGGGGAAGCAACUCUAUUCAAUGGGGAGUAGCAUACUAUAGUAUGACACUCUCGACGACAAUCAUAUGUACGGUGCUCAUCGUAUACCGGCUGGUUCAAGCGAGCACUACCAGCUUGUCUCUACCCAUUGCCGCUAAUCCAUACUACCGAGUCAUGGAGAUCAUGGUAGAAUCGGCUGCAUUAUGUCAUUGCGCUAGUGAUCUACAUCCCGUUCAUCGCAACGAAUAA